Molecule: messenger RNA, 2887 nt
Organism: Bursaphelenchus okinawaensis
Lineage: Eukaryota; Metazoa; Nematoda; Chromadorea; Rhabditida; Aphelenchoididae
Source: the annotation of a GenBank genome assembly
AUGGUGAUGUUCCGGGAGGUGAAUCUGAAGGCCCGCGACAUCCCCGUCAAACAGGUCAUCGUAUAUCCAGACAGAUCGGAAGUGAAACGGCUGAUCGAAGUUCAAUUGCCUGAGGGCGAAUUCGUGAUUAAUGUUCAGGUAAGAGAUUGUGGAGAUUUGUCGCUUUUAGGUAUCAAAAAUCUUAACAAAAAUAAUCUCUUUUACAAAUUCUCUAAACAAAAAAAAAACAAUUGCAAAAAAACGUUUGCAAAUUAUUUAGCACUACAUUAACUAUAACGUUAUAACAAUUUUAAAUUAAAAAUUUUUAAAUCAAAACAAAAGUUGGUCUUCUACAAACUCCGGACCUUGAUCUUUACCUUCCCUACUAAAUAUUGUACAAAGAUAAACAAUUUCAGAGCUUAUCAGCCGUGAUUGAAAAACAAUCCAUCCGAGUUGAAGGCGUUGAAACGGCCAAAAUUAAGGAAGUUCAAUUUGAAGAGACCCCCAAAGUUGAUAACAACGAAAUACAAGAAAAAGUUAGUAAUUUUAAAACUUACAACUACAAUCCCCAGACAUCUUAUCGUUUAUUCUGGUCAGAAAGUAGCAAAAAAAUACAAAAAACUGGACAAGGUAGACGGAACGCCAAAUUGUUUGAAACUUUAAUCUUGCGUUGCGAGACUCACAGAAUAUCAAUGGCUAAACUUUUUCAAAACGGAAAUUUAAAAUCUCAACUUCUAAAAUGAUGAGAACUUGUUUUGAAAGUUAUUUAAAAUUUUUUAAUCAUGUCCUUUUAGCUAAAAUCACUGGAAAGUGAGAAAACCGACUCUGAGGCACAUCAACAAGAGUUGUCAGAUCAGAUCCACAUUCUGAAAAAACGACUUGACGUUCUCGAUGGAGUAGCCAGUCAAAUUAGCCAUAAUGUUGCUGUUAACAACACGGACGGUGAUUCUCUGGCAGCCGCGUCUUUUUUACUUUGUAAUGAAGCCAUGACCAACCUAACCCAGUUUCUUGAAUAUUAUUCAGCAUCAGCUUCUGAGUUCAAAAGGGAACUGCGGGAGAAGCAGAAGACUCUGGAGAAUGCCAAACAGUAUAUUGAAGACCUGGAAAGACAAAUCGACCAGCUUAGGUGUCAAUUGGAAUACGAUAACAACAAAAGAAGUUUGCGGAUAUUGGUCGAGGUCGAGAAUCCUGGAAAUGCGACGAUUUUCUUUACAUACCAAGUUUAUUGUAGUGGAUGGAAGGCGGCGUACGACGUAAGGGCUUCGACGUCAGCGGGAUUAUUGGAUUCUGAUGAAGAUGACAUUCCCAACUCGGUAAAUCUGUAUUACUAUGGAGUUAUUGAGCAGAAGACUGACGAAGAUUGGAACGAUGCUGAACUGGUACUGAGUACAGCCGUACCGUCUUUGAAUGGUACUGUUCCUACCGGGUUAAUUACGACUGUAGGACUACAACGGCAUUUGUAAGUAAAAUUAAAGUUGGGUCUCUUAGUACAAUCAAUUAAGCCCUAGUAUUGUAGUAGUAAAUCUUUUGUACUAUAAAUCCUUUACAGACGCCGACUGUCAAACUACAGCACCAUUCGUCGUCCUCUAAGUGUUUCAGAAGAAGAUAUAGGUAUUGGAUCGUAUGACUAUAACUGUACCGAUGCUAUGGCUCUUCAACGACUGACUACAGCCAGAAGUAACUCCGAACACGACUCUCCCCAGGUAUUUUUUAAUGAUUAGAGAACAACAAUAUCAAAAAACAGGUGAUAAGUGCACAACAUGCGUGAUGCAGAUUAUGUCAUUUAGUUCACCAAACAUAUUUUGUAAUAUAUGAUAGUUUAGAUGUGACCUUGAUUUGAAAAGUACAUACUGGAAGGCACAAAUUAAAAAUAAAUAUUUUAAAUUUCAAAACAUGAUUAAAACUAGUUUUAAAUUAAAAUAAUAGAAAUAUGUAGAAAGAACAACUACCGUGCGUCUGUUUUCCCAUCAAAAACCACCAGUCGAUCUUAUGCAAUGGACAACCUCACAAGGUCAUGAUCUCGGAAUUCGAGUUGACACCGGUUUUUGUCCAUGAAAGUGUUCCUUCCAGAUCCCCGAACGCUUUCUUAUCAGCCAUCAUCACGAACACAUCACAACUACCGUUCUUAUCUGGCAAAGCAUGUAUAUUCCUGAACAACAGUUAUAUUUGCACGGUAAGUGGUACUAUUGGGAGUAACGUAACUCAAUAUAAGUUUUAUACGGCAAUGUUGAAUGUUAGUUGUUCAAGUAUUUGAUAAUUUGUGAUAAAAGUACAUUUUUUAAAUAAAAAAUACGUUUUUUUAGCAAUCACUUCACACUGUAAUGCCAGACGAAGAAUUCAGAUGCGCUUUUGGAGUUGAUCCUUCAGUAAAAGUGGAAUGUAAAACUCCUACCAGAUCUACAGAGCAAGUAAGUAUUCCAAAUUUAUACCUUUUUAUUAGAAUAUAAUGAGGAAAGAGAAGUCAUUUCACAAGUUAUGUUUUAGGUUGGUUUCAUGUCGAAAAGUAUGUUGAGCAUAAACCAACAAUCAAUACUGAUACGAAAUGCCAAAGUAUCCGAGAAAGUGCAAUUAUUUGUUAAAGAGCCAGUCCCCAAGAGUCUGGAUGACAAAGUUAAGGUAAAUUAUAGCAUUUAAAAAGUUUGUUACUUAAAAUAUACCUAAAACUUUUACCUAAAACUUACUUAACAAUGACAAUAUACUCUUGAAAGUUUAAUAUAAAAAAAGGUUACAGGUAGCAGUAGUGUCUCCAGAGCUUAAAAACGGCCGAACAGAAGCUCGUCUGACAAAAGACAAUCAACUGGAGUGGUGUUGUCAGCUAGAACCUGGCCAGUCCAAAGAAUUGGUGCUGAAGACUAGUCUGGAAUACCCGAUUAAUGACCAUUUGGUGUAUAAUAUUGUGCAACGAUGA